UUUUGAUUGAUUCUGAAAUUGAGGUUAUAUUAUGAUUGGGAUUGAGAUGUUUAUAAUUCCUCUUGGCGAUUUGGUGAAUCUGAUUUCUGAUGAUGGCAAAAUCAUUAUUCAUAUCUUUGAUAAGGUCAUAAGGAUGAUUAUAUGAUUAUAAAUAUAACUAGGAGUAAUGGACGCUUCGAAUGAAGUUCUUAUGCAAGCUGUAUAUGAAAAUGAUAUGACCCUUGUAACCUGCUUUUUAUCCAGAGGUAUUAAUAUAAACAAGAUUUGUUCAAAUGGCAUGACUUUACUUGGAGCAGCUGCACAAACUGGGAACUUAUCAUUAUUCAAAGUUUUACUGGAUUACCACAACUCCUCAAUGAAAUUGGAUAUCAAAAAUGAUAAUUUUUGCAAGCCACAGUUUCUGCAACUUGAUGCAGUAGGCCACAAGAGGUUCAAAAAUAUUGGUUAUUUUGUGGUUUGUAGAGAUGCAGAAGAAAAUGAAUUUGGAGAUGGACCUACUCCUGAUGGUAUGGAAGCAUUGGAAUGGGACAUGGAAGUCAAUGAGAGCAGUUUCCCUGCAGAAGAGACAUGCCUGGACGACGGCGACCUGAACUUGUACAAGUGGUACGCCAACAUCCUGAACCGCACGUCACUGGUGCUGGAGUCACCGGAGCGCGACUUGGGCCGGCUCGACCGCCAUGGCCAGAGCGUCCUCCAUUACGCCGUCAACUCGGGCAGCGUCGAGAUGGUCGAAUGCGUCGUCGCGGCGCUCGGUGACGGCUCGGCCGUCAACCAGAACGACGCAUGUUGUUUCAGCCCGUUGCACAUGGCGGCAGCCAAAGGAGACGGCGAAAUGGUCAGGUGGUUGUUGAAGAGAGGAGCCAAUGUGAAGGCUAUUGGAGGUCGACAUAGGCAGAGUGCGCUUCAUGUGGCUACCAGGGGUACUCGGUUAGAUGUUAUCAGGAUACUUGUUGAAGCAGGUGCAGAUAUAAAUGCAGUUGAUAUUGAGGAACGUUCAGUAUUAACCUCAGCUGUUCGUCAAGGUUGUGAUGAAAUUGUGAGAUACCUGAUACAAAAAGGCGCCCGUGUUAACCAUGAAGAACCAGGUAGUGUUACAGCACUACGUCUAGCCGUUUGGGCGAACAGUUUACCUGUGGCAAAAGUGCUGUUGGAAGGAGGUGCCAGGAUCAUACAUUCCCAUCAUUUAGUUCAUACGGCAGUGUCUAAUAAUAAUCUAGAAAUGGUCAAAAUGCUGGUUGAUUCAUGUGCCAUGUUGAAUACUAGAGAUGAUCAGGGAUAUACUCCACUAAUGUUGUCAUGUUCGAGAAAAAACAUAUCCAUAGCAAGAUACCUACUUGCCCACGGUGCAGAUGCAAACGUCACUAGCCACAUAGACGGCAAAACAGCCCUCCACGUCUGCGUGCAAGACGUUCGCGAGACCAAAAGUGCGCAGCAACUGAUCGAACUCCUAGUCGGCUAUGGAGCCGACAUGAACGCAUCGAGUUACCAAGGCAACGUUCUCUUCUACUCCAUCAUACUGGAGAACCGAAGCGCCGCCGCUACUCUCGUCCAACAUGGCGCCGAUGUCAACCUCAGGGACGAACGCGCCUACGUGGAUAACUUGAGCUUGGCAAAAAGGCACGGCGACCUGGAUUUGGUCAGGUUGCUGGUUUUCGGCGGGUUCAGGUUGUCGGAAAUGACGUGGGAACCUCGCGCCUUGAGGACGCAGUCGUCUGAUCCCGCCUGUGACUUUCUGGUCGCUGUCAAAACGAAUCCUUUGAGCCUCAGGGAGCUGUGCAGGAUAACUGUUAGGAAGAAAAUGGGGACCAAGAAGUUGAUAGCACGAAUUUCCUCACUGCCUUUGCCUACUGUAUUACAGAAAUAUUUAGCGUUAGAGAUUCUGUAAGGUUUGAAAACGGCUCUAUGAUCUCACGGAUAGAAAUUUUUGUAUAAUCUAGUCAUUCAGUAUUAUUUUAUUUCAUAUCUUGUGAUAUAUUGAUGUAUAAAAUAGUUUAAUUUAUAGAUGAUUAAAGAAGUCGUAGUUUUUGUGACACUUGA
Messenger RNA from Phaedon cochleariae (mustard beetle), 2037 nucleotides. The record is from the annotation of a GenBank genome assembly. NCBI's taxonomy places the organism in Eukaryota, Metazoa, Arthropoda, Insecta, Coleoptera, Chrysomelidae.